CUUUCUCUCUUGCAGAAGAUGUUACAAAAAAAAAAGCAGAACUUAUGACAGAGACAGCAGGAAGCUGACAUCCUAAGACGCGCUGCACAGAAGUCAUCUAGCAGUCAGCAGCUCAGCCAGACUACCAGCCACAAUCAUGAGAAAAGUUGUCCGCAGCAGUAAAUUCCGCCAUGUUUUUGGCCAACCUGUGAAAGCUGACCAGUGUUAUGAUGACAUCCGUGUCUCCCAGAAUACCUGGGACUCCAAUUUUUGUGCCGUCAACCCCAAAUUUCUGGCUAUUGUAGUGGAGGCGAGUGGAGGGGGCGCUUUUAUGGUGCUACCGCUCUCUAAGACAGGACGUCUUGAUAAGUCCCAACCAGUGGUGUGUGGUCACACAGCCCCUGUACUAGACAUUGACUGGUGUCCCCAUAAUGACAAUGUCAUCGCCAGUGGAUCGGAAGACUGCAGUGUUAUGGUAUGGGAAAUUCCAGAUGGAGGUCUGACCCGUUCCCUUACUGAGCCCAUAGUCACACUGGAGGGGCACACAAAGAGAGUUGGAAUUGUUUGUUGGCAUCCCACUGCCCAGAAUAUAUUGAUGACUGCAGGCUGUGAUAACGUCAUCCUUAUAUGGGAUGUGGGCUGUGGUCAGUCAGUUAUCUCUAUAGAUGAGAUGCACACAGACAUCAUAUACAGUGUUGCCUGGAACAAGGAUGGGAGCCUCAUCUGCACCUCCUGCAAGGACAAAACAAUCCGUAUCAUUGAACCAAGGAAAGGGACCAUUGUAGCAGAGAAAGAGAAGCCACAUGAGGGCAGUCGGCCAGUCCGAGCCAUCUUUGUUUCAGAUGGCAAGAUAUUGACCACCGGCUUCAGCAGGAUGAGUGAGAGACAAGUGGCCCUUUGGGAUCCGAAUUCAUUGGAUGAGCCUCUUACCCUACAAGAGCUGGACACUAGCAGUGGUGUCCUUAUACCUUUCUUUGACCCCGAUACUGGCAUAGUAUACCUAUGCGGGAAGGGGGACAGUAGUAUCCGGUACUUUGAGGUGACGGAUGAGACCCCCUAUGUGCACUAUCUGUCACUGUAUAGCAGUAAGGACUCUCAGCGUGGGAUGGGUUAUAUGCCCAAGCGAGGGCUGGAAGUGAACAAGUGUGAAAUUGCACGAUUCUACAAACUGCAUGAGAGGAAGUGUGAGCCAAUAAUUAUGACAGUCCCCAGAAAGUCCGACCUCUUCCAGGAGGAUCUGUACCCGGAUACUGUGGGGCCUGAUCCUGCUCUAACAGCAGAGGAGUGGUUAGCUGGGAAAAACGCUGACCCACUACUCAUCUCUUUAAAGGACGGGUAUGCUCCGAGCAAGAGUCGGGAACUCAAAGUAAAUAAGAGCAUCCUGAAUGUGCGGCCACCCAAACGCAGCCAUUCAUCCAACGAGGCAGGAGGGGCAAAGGACUCCGUUCUGGAGCAACUUAUGGAAGAGAUAAAACAGCUAAAAGCUACAGUAUCAGCACAAGAACAACGCAUUGCCCAGCUGGAAGAAAACGAAGCAAACUAGGAUGGAAGUAGGCCUUAACCCUUUAUCUACUGAGAAAUAAACCUGAGGUUGUUAACCACAUCACCUCUGGCCUCUGAGAUGGGUAAAGACUUUAUUGCCAAAACAGCAAAAUUCUCAGGAAGUAACACUCCGAUCAAAUCUUCACACCCUCAUUUUUAUAGCCCAUCACCUGCAAUGCCUAGUUAUAGAAUACGCUGCUGUCCUCUCUCUGGCAGCCAAGGAGUUGUGCCCUUUAACUGUCCUCUCUCUGGCAGCCAAGGAGUUGUGCCCUUUAACUGUCCUCUCUCUGGCAGCCAAGGGGUUGAGCCCUUUAACUGUCCUCUCUCUGGCAGCCAAGGGGUUGAGCCCUUUAACUGUGAGACAACAAAUGAGCUGCAUUACUGAGCAAGGGGCGUACAUGGCCGUAUCUGCUAAACCAUCUUCUGCCACAAAAGAUACUGCACUGACAUGAAAUAUGCCUUAUGGCAGAGGACAGAUUAGCAGAUGCAACCAUUGGCCUGUUUACUUAUCAUGCACAGGUUAUAUAAUACACACAAUAUUGCCAUGUUUUAUGCUAGACAUCAGAUCUUACCACAGCAAAUCUAACUUCAUUCUCUAUUUACAGUAAGUCGUGCAUUUAAAUAGUCGCUGCCAUAUUAAGUCUGGGGUAAAUGUCGGUUCAUAACCCAGCACACAAGUACAGCCCAGAUCUCUUCAAGGGCUAAUUAUGCUCCGGUUUUAAAAAUGGGAUCUCUUUCCGUCGGGCUACUACUAAUUGUGGUGUUUUACCUCUGAAGAGGUACCAGGAUUCAGUGUGGGGUGGCAAUAUCUGGGCAGAUGAGCUACCUAAUGCCAUGCAAAAUGUCCAAAAAUCUGAUGCCAAGGAAUAAGUAAAAAAAAAAAAAAAUUCCUAAUGUCAGUAAGGGCCACAUCACAUUCCAGAUGCAGUAACAAAAACCAUCAUUAAACUAUAUGAAGAAUUCCUUUUGGGCAGUUCCAUGUGAUCUAACCCUAAGACCUGUACUGUAUACGCUGGUCUAUAACGUAACAUAAGACAGACAUGAUUCAUGGCCACUGCGUCCUAUUAACUCCUUUGGUGCCAGAGAGGAAAGAAAGCAUUGCAGCCCUCCCCGUCAGGUGGGGGAAUAAAGUGUUUAUGGACCAUAAUUUAUCUCGUUAACCCUUUUCCAGGAAGCUGCAAACCAAAUGUUUUAUAUUUUAGUAGCCUCUGUACUUGUUGCAAUAAAAUAUAUAUUGUUGGCCAAAAA
Molecule: messenger RNA, 2769 nt
Organism: Bombina bombina (fire-bellied toad)
Lineage: Eukaryota; Metazoa; Chordata; Amphibia; Anura; Bombinatoridae
Gene: CORO1A
Product: coronin 1A
Exons: 11
Coding region: 137-1522 (461 amino acids)
Biological process (GO): actin filament organization; cell migration
Molecular function (GO): actin filament binding
Source: RefSeq, a predicted model, not a curated record